AUGUUUCCUAGAAAAAAGGCCAGGCCGAAUUCUGAGGAAAUGACCAUCAAGGACGACGCGCAGACCCUGGUCAGCACCUCAACAAUACAGACACAGACCCCUACGUCACAAUCACAGGCAUCUCAGGCGUCACCUGCAGCAGAGACAGAUCAAAACACCAACUCAGAGGUGCCAUCAGAGCAACAGAUCAUGGGCGACUCUGAUGCUAUAGCGCGAAGAAGUACCAAAGACGCCCCAAGGCCGAGGAGUUGGUACGGCUCCUGGCCACGAGUUCCUAAAGCCUCGGCAUCUACCUCCGUCGCGAAAGAAAAUAUCUUUGGAGGGACAGUAAAAUCCAAUAAAUCCCCCGAUCUGAGUCGGUACGAGGCGAAAAAGAGCGACGACAACGCCAGUAUUCUAAGUACGACCGAUACGAUCAAGACGAUGCCGAAAAUUAAAGAAAACAAAUCCGAUGUAACGAUGACUGAAGAAGAUGCGCAAAAUAAAUCGCAAAGUCAAGUUCAACCAAAUGUUAAACAAUCUAGAGAGUCAUCCAAGAUCAUGGAAAGCCAAGAGCCAUCAGAAAACGCAGGGAUCGCAGAAACAACAACGCAUAAACCGCAGGAAUCUGAGAUCGGUGAUGCCCAGCCUAAAUCUCAGGCUGACAUACGACCCGCAGCGACCAUACCACAAAAUGAAGCUCAGCAUCUGCCAGCAACUUCGUCAGGAUGGCUAGGAUGGUGGUCCAGAACUCCUUUCACGGAGACCCAGACAACACCAGUGCCCGAUACAAGUACCCAGACGACUGAGAUUGAGGAGACUACAAAGGAAGCUGACACUCCCCGACCUGUCACUCCACCAGCUCAGGCUGAACCCCCAGAACAGAUGCCCUCUCCCAAAAACGCUGAAGAACCACAAACCACUUCUUGGUUUCGAUAUUUGUACCCUUUGAGCGAACCUGCCAAAGUUCCGGAGAAUAGCACAAACAACCAACAGCAGCAAGAAGAAACAAGCGCAAAACCGCCCUCAGAAGACGUUGCCAUGACUGACUCUUCUCCUCCCGCCAAACAGAAUGAGUCAACCCCCAAGAGUGGUUCCACCUGGGCUUUUUGGUCUAGAGAAUCACCAAAAACGAAACAAAGCCAACCUCCAGCGGAAGAUGGAGAAGUGGCGGUAAUGGGGGAAGGGUCAGAAACCCAUCCUCGACCUAUGGCAGAGAGUGAGGUGUCACCGACAAAGGGUAGUGGCUCAGAAGACUCAAAAACGAAGGACACGCCGACGCCAGUCAAAUCCCGAUGGAUGAAGAAGAAGAACAAGCGUGCCAGGCCACAGUCAAUGGAUCUGGACCAUGCGUCACCCUCAGCAUCUGGGGCAUCAACUCCUACCAGAAUAGGGACCCCUACGCAAGAUGCCGAUAAGACGCCAGCCAAGAUUGCUUCUUCUGAUCAAUCCAUCGCUGAAUCAGAGGCAUCUACCAAACUAUCCGGUGGCAACCUUCUCCUGCCGUCCUUCUCCAGUACUUACCACAUGAAGGACAACCCAUCCAUCGUCAAGCAGCUAACACAGCUUCUGCUUCGCACACAGCAAGCCCCUCCCAACCAUGUCUUUCGAGUGGACAAACCUCCAAAGAUCAAAAAGGCCAUUGCAAUUGGCGUUCAUGGACUGUUCCCAGCAACAUACUUGCGCCCCAUGAUUGGACAGCCAACAGGUACAUCAUUACGCUUCGCUGCUCUUGGAGCUGAGGGGAUUCGAAGAUGGGCUGAAUCUCACGGCUGUGGUGAUUGUGAAAUCGAGAAGGUCGCUCUUGAGGGAGAAGGAAAGAUCCAGGAUCGCGUGGACAAUCUCUGGAAGCUCAUGCUUAACUGGAUUGAUCAUAUCCGCAAGGCUGAUCUUGUUCUAAUUGCAUGCCACUCGCAGGGGGUUCCAGUUAGUAUCAUGUUGCUCGAGAAGCUCAUUGAUCUCGGCAUCAUUACCAACGCCAAAGUCGGUGUCUGUGCUAUGGCUGGAGUUGCGCUGGGACCGUUUCCCGACUACAAGUCUAGCCUACUUAUGGGCUCUGCUGCUGAGCUAUGGGAAUUUGGAAACGCUGAGAGUGAUAACUCCAAGCGUUUUGAGAACGCUCUGAAGCGUGUAGUGGACUACGGGGCUCGUGUGACAUUCAUUGGCAGUAUUGACGACCAGCUCGUGCCGAUGGAGUCCGCGGUCUACUCACCUGCAAACCAUCCCUACAUCUACCGAGCUGUUUUUAUCGACGGACGAGUUCACGCCCCUGACUUCAUCGCUCAUCUUGUCGGAUUUGCUCUCAAGCUUCGCAACCUUGGUGUUUCCGACCAUGGAUUGAUUCGCGAACUGUCCGUCCCCCUUGCUGGCUCCCUUUACUCCGGUGCCGGCCAUUCUCGUCUAUACUUCGAUGAUGCAGUGUACGAUCUCGCAAUUGCACACGCUCUUGAAACAGCGCCUGCUGGUCCAGCGCCAGCACCAUGUACCAUCUCUCCACGCAAUGGGCCAUUGACGUCUCAGAACCCAUAUGUCUUGCCCUGGAUCAUGCGCGGCAUCUUAGAAGAGAAUUUCGUACGUACUGAGUUAAGCAGUGAAGCGGACGAGUUGCUUAAACAGUUCGACGAUUGGAAGCCUACCAAUAAGGCCCUUAAGGACGUCAAGUAUCGCCUUGAGGCUGUACGAUCUAAACUUUGA
This is a messenger RNA of Fusarium coffeatum, 2673 nucleotides long. RefSeq lists its product as uncharacterized. The transcript has 3 exons. The record is from RefSeq and is a predicted model, not a curated record. The coding region runs from base 1 to 2673 and encodes 890 amino acids. NCBI's taxonomy places the organism in Eukaryota, Fungi, Ascomycota, Sordariomycetes, Hypocreales, Nectriaceae.